Molecule: messenger RNA, 282 nt
Organism: Triticum turgidum subsp. durum (durum wheat)
Lineage: Eukaryota; Viridiplantae; Streptophyta; Magnoliopsida; Poales; Poaceae
Source: the annotation of a GenBank genome assembly
AUGAUUUUUUUUUUGUUAAUGGCUAAUGCUUUAUUUCAGAGAACCAAAUCUGUACCAUGCCGCCUCACCCUCUCAGGUAAUUGUUUCACCCCUUUUGAUAGUGUUUUAGGUAUGUCCUUGUUGUUCUUCCCUAAGAGCUGCAAUUUUCUACCCUAUUUGUUUACUGCUUAUUAUCGUGCUAAUUCCUUUGUAUUCCUGUUUUUCCGGGUGUCGUGUUUGUGUGUUUGUUUUUGUGGCGCUGCUUAUACGUGUGACUACCGUAUGAUUGUAUAUAUAUGCUGA